Molecule: messenger RNA, 285 nt
Organism: Fusarium mangiferae
Lineage: Eukaryota; Fungi; Ascomycota; Sordariomycetes; Hypocreales; Nectriaceae
Exons: 1
Coding region: 1-285 (94 amino acids)
Source: RefSeq, a predicted model, not a curated record
AUGGCCCACACCUCCCGCUUCGAAACUAUGACUUCUCGCUUCUCACCCUCACGUCUGCGCAACUCUCUGCGUCGCAGCUCAUCAGCCUCCACCUCCACCCAGGCUUCCUACUCAUCAGUCAGCACGGCAAGCUCGUCCCCUGUCGUUGCCAUCAACAGCAUCAUCUCGCGACAGCCUUCUCUGUUGCAUCUAGAGGCUGAACGCAAGAGCUUCGGCAGUGAGUUGAGCCUGCUUGAGCCCAGGCCCAUUGUCUACUGGGGCAGCGUGGAGGAGCGCAUCGGUUAA